This is a messenger RNA of Chelonus insularis, 4371 nucleotides long. RefSeq names its product nebbish (gene neb). The record is from RefSeq and is a predicted model, not a curated record. Lineage: Eukaryota; Metazoa; Arthropoda; Insecta; Hymenoptera; Braconidae. Gene Ontology annotation, biological process: microtubule-based movement. Gene Ontology annotation, molecular function: ATP binding; microtubule binding; microtubule motor activity. The transcript has 11 exons. Bases 270 to 3890 code for a protein of 1206 amino acids.
GUGAAUGCUUCAGAGAAAAUUUUAAAUAUCUAAUUUAAUGAAAAUCCUUACAAUGUUUUGUGUUAACCAUUAUAACUAUAAGGGUGUAACGUAUUUUUAUUAGUUAAAAUUAAUAAUAUACAUUUUACUGAGGACUAAAAGUGUCGUAGACGCUAUCAAGUACGACUCUAACCUUAUAAAAGCAUUGUUUUCAAAUCUGACUUCAAACUUAUUUUAUUGCAUGAUUUUUUUGAUUUUAUUAUUACUAUUUCUCUGUUGAAUUCUUCGAAAUGUUUAACAAUUCGGAAAUUCGUGGAUCUUGCAAUGCUAUUUUCUCAAGCUCUCCUAUUAAUUUUAAUAAAGAGAAUGAGUCUCCUCUUAAAGCACGAACUGGAAAUACAAGUGAAACAGAUUUAGCAAAGAAAACUCCAAGAAUGGACAAGAUAUCGCAAUUGAACAAAAACAAAUCAAUUUCUGUUGAAACAGUGGUGCUAAACAAAAAUGAAUCACUUCCUCCUGAACGAGUCAACAGUAGCCCCUCAUUAAGUUUUCGUAGAGCGAAAAUAACUAAUAGAUCGCAAAGACAAGAUUCAAAGUUUUGCAAAAAAUCAUAUUCAGAUGACAAACUCAAAACUCCAUCUAAAUCUAAAUCUAUUAAUCACGUUCCUACAGAAAAAUCGCCUGUGAGGCAUUUUUGUUCAUCAAAAUCUUCAAGUAAUAUUAGUAAUAUAAAGACUGAUGGAACUCCAUUCAGAACUCCAGUAAAGAGGUUUUUUGAUAGCCAUUUAAUGUCAUCAACACCGGAUUGUUUUGGCUCAGUGCAAUUCGAAACUCCCAGAGUAGAAAAGACUGAUGUUACAAAGGAUGAAGCGACUAUUUAUGACGAAGAAAACAGUAAUCUCACCGUAGGAAUUAGAGUAAGACCUAUGAAUUCUAGAGAACUGAAUGAUCAAAAGGUUUUAUCUAUUAUCAAAGUAAAAGAUUCAAGUAUAAUUGUUGAAUGUGAUUCUUCUCAACAUGAGUUCAUCUAUGACCAUUGUUUCGUAUCAUAUUCAAAUACUGAAAGGAAAAACCAUGCCAGUCAGGAGACAGUAUUCAACAAUAUGGUUUUACCUCUGGUACAAAAUGCAUUUGAAGGCUACAAUGUAUGUCUUUUUGCAUACGGUCAGACUGGAUCUGGGAAAAGUUACAGUAUGAUGGGUUCUGAAUCAUCUUUCUUAAAUUCAACUACUCUUUGUGAAGAUGCUGGAAUAAUACCUCGAUUUUGUCAUGAAAUCUUUACUCGUGCUGCUGAAAAUAAACAAUUCAAUACCAGUGUAGAGAUAAGUUACUUUGAAAUUUAUAAUGAAAAAAUUCAUGAUUUAUUAACCACUAAUUCAAAUCAAAGUGGAACGAAACGAGCUCCUUUAAAAGUGCGAGAGCAUCCUAUCUUUGGACCUUACGUUGUUGAUUUAAGUCAACACACAGUUCAGAAUUAUGAAGAUCUUCAAAUGUGGUUGAAAGUUGGAAACUCACAGAGAGCAACAGCAGCAACAGGAAUGAAUGAAAAAAGCUCAAGAUCUCACAGUAUUUUUAGUAUUAUAUUAACCCAAGGACAAAAUAAUGAUCCAGCUGAUGGAGUGGUUCGUUCUGGAGACUCUGGUCGUCGUAGUAAAAUAAACCUUGUUGAUCUUGCAGGAAGUGAAAGGCUUAGUCAGACUUGUGCCAGUGGCGAAAGAUUACGAGAAGGUGUUUCAAUUAAUAAAUCCCUCCUUAUUCUGGGCAAAGUAAUUGCAUCUCUCGCUGAAAGCACUACCAAUAGAAAACGUGGUUUCGUUCCCUAUCGAGAGUCGGUACUGACAUGGCUUUUAAAGGAAAGCCUUGGAGGAAAUUCGAAAACUGCAAUGCUGGCCACCGUAUCACCAAGUAGUGUUCAUCUAGAAGAAACUUUAGCUACACUACGAUAUGCAUGCCAAGCAAGAUCUAUUGUCAAUCGAGUUAGAGUUAAUGAAGAUGCUCAUGACAAACUUAUUAGAGAGCUUAAGGCUGAAGUUCUAAGACUGAAGAGUUAUGGACGACAACUUGCUUCUUCAAGGCUUUUGAGUAAUGAAGGGUUCGGUAAUUUGGAUGAAGAAGUGGUUAAGAAACAGGUGGAAAUUGAUCAACUCAAAGAUCAGUUGAAGAAAACUGAAGAACAAUUGGCCAUUAAUCAAAAGUCAUUUGCGGAAAGAUUGCAGGAAGCAGGGGAACGUCGAAAGUCGGAGUUAAAUUUCCUACGACAUUGCGGAAUUGCGGUUGAAAUAGACUUGAAGGAAAAAAAUUCUACUCCUUGUUUGGUUAAUCUUGCAGCAGAUCCGAUGUUAUCUGGUACAUUGUUGUAUCUCAUUCCUCCCGGAAAAGUGCGGAUUGGGCGAACUAAACAUCAUAAAGCUGUUGACACAAUUGAUAUCAUCCUCAAUGAUCCACUUGUUGCUCCAUUCCACUGCACUGUUGAGAAUAAUAAUGGAGUCUUAAGUUUAACACCAGAAUCAAAUGGUGAUACAUAUGUUAAUGGUCAACUUAUAUGUGAUAGAGUGUAUCUAAAACAUGGAGAUCGAUUGAUAAUUGGAGGGAAUCACUAUUUCAAAGUGUGCAAUCCUCAUGAUGAACGUUUUAAUAGCCCCGGAAAUAAUCAAUUAAUUGAUUAUGAAUUUGCACAUCAAGAGAUACUUAGUAUUCAAGAGGAAAAAUUGAAAGCAGAGCUUGAAGAAGCUAAGCAAAAAGCCUUAAUGGAACUAGAAAAUGCGAAGAAAGAAGUAGAAAUACAACUUACUUCUCAGAAAAGUGUUUAUGAAAAUGAAAUAAAAUUAUUGGGAGUGUCAUUAGAGCAACACAAAGCUGCGCUAAGAGAAAUUAAUCAAAAGAAACGUGAAUUAGAGAUAGAAAAAGAAAUAUUAACAUAUCAAAUAGAAAAAAAUGAUAAACAGGAUGUUAAUUGUUGUGAAACAAUAUCUAUUUCGCCAUAUGAAUCUAAUUUCUUAGAGGAACUGAAAAAACUUCUCACAGAAACUACUAAUGAUGUAGAAACAGCUUUAGUGGUAGAAGCUAGUAAUGAAGCAAUUGUUUCUGCUGGAAUUACUAUGCAUGAAAUGCAACUGCUGGUCAAAGAAGCCACUGAACGGUGUCGAGAAAUUGGCAUUAAUUAUGAAUUCUUUCAACAAAAAUUGAUUUCAGACAAAGGCCUUGAGCCAAUUAUUAAAAUCCGUGAUAAAGAUCGAAUGUUGGAAACACUUUGGCAACCAAGAUUAUUUUUAAAUUGGCUUCAUAAGCUCCGAGACUUUGAUGAUGAAGAUACUAUCAAGGAAUUGAUAGAAUCUGAAACACCUUGGGAGGCAUUUGAAGAAAGUGAAAUUCCUGAAUACACUUUUAAUUCUAGUCGUAUCUCAAUUAAUCUAACCCCUGUCAAGAAACAACUCAAUGAAAGUUUGCAUCAAUUAUCGAUGAAUAGUUCAUUGCUUGAUGUAACACAAGAUAAAACAUCUGAGGUAUUUAUUAAUAAAAGACAUGAUGAUAUGAAUGCUUGUCUUCUUCAGAUGGAACUCGCGACCAAUACUUUGAAAAAACUGUGCCAUCAGUAUGAAAGUCGAGAAUUAAGCGGAGAAGUUACUAAAUCUUUAGAUAAUGUAUGUAAAAUUGUUUCGUCAUUGCGAAAUAAAUUGGACUUAGCACAUAAAAAUGACCAGAGUAGCACAAAAAAUAGUACAAAUAUGGAAAGUAGCCUUAAUAAUGUUGAUAAAGAAAAUAUCUCAACUACGGAGACUCAAAAGAUAGACCAAAAUAAUUUAGAAAAUGAACCAAAAAAAUUGAAAAAAGAAAUUUCAAGAAUAACUUCCAGAAAGUGCCCAUUUUUUCAAGAUAACUCACAAAAAUCAGUUAGAUUUAACGUUGAAUAAUUUAUUAUUAUUAUUACUACUACUACUACUACUACUACUACUACUACUAUUCUUACUCUUCAUAUUACUAUCAUAAAGUUAAAUUUUUUUGAUUCACAAGUUUGUCUAUGUUUUAAAUUCACACAAAUACUUUUUGAAUAUUUGAUAUUAAAUGACUAUCAAUAAAAAAUAUUGAAAGCUUUGAACUUCCGACAUGAUUUUUUGUUAAAAUUUUUCAAAAAAGUUACUUAAUUUUUUAUAAAUUUUGAAUACUAUUUAAAUGAGUUUUUCAUUCUUCAUACAAAUUAGUCAGUAGGCAAUUAAGAAGAAAAACUAUCAAGAAUGUAAAUAUCAAAAUUUUUGAUAAAUACAUCGAUUAUAAGAUUAGUUUUCAUGACAAAGAAAGCUGUGACUACUUCUUAAUAAUAAUAAAAUAGAAUUAUCAUAUUAUAAUUAAAUAAGUUUUGCUUUUCAUUUAUUGUAAUGAUUAUUAUAAGUAUUA